Molecule: messenger RNA, 488 nt
Organism: Acaulospora colombiana
Lineage: Eukaryota; Fungi; Glomeromycota; Glomeromycetes; Diversisporales; Acaulosporaceae
Source: the annotation of a GenBank genome assembly
AGAUCUCGACACUGAACGUGUUUUGACAGUUGCAUGGGCCAGCCCUCUUCCUAUGAGAAUGGACAUGCUAGCGAACACGGGGUCGGCAACCGAAAAACAAAAUCUCGCCGACGCUCAAAGGGACUCGAACAGAAUGCUCAGAAAGGCGGAAAGAAUCAUCAGGACGGGCAAGAAGGACCCUAAUUCCGCACAAAUGCUCAAAGAGGCGUUCGGCCCAAAUUGGGAGCAGCACCACGACCAAUUGAAGAAGGAUGUUCGUCAAAUGAGGACAGCAAACCUGAAGGUUCACGAUAGCAACGCCGCAACGACAGAGGCCCAAGCAAAGAAAGGGCAACAGUUUGGGGCGUUUGUGAGGGGAACGGCUCAAGGUCCUGUCGCCCACUUUGGCUCUCAGUACCACAACAAGGACCAACAGCAACGCGCUGGCACAGCAGUACAUGAGUUGAGUCAUGCAGUCUUAGGGACGGGAGAUCACGUUGCUAUCGAUG